CUCUCUCUAAUCUCUCUCUCUCUCUCUCUCUCUCUCUCUAGGAUAUAUAGAUUUACUCUCACUGUUCACUUCAGAGUCGAUGCUUGGCUGAUUUUACGAUCGAGAGUGUGUGUCGUCGUAGAUCUAAGGAUCUGUAAUUUACAUGUAAUUGGUUAUCUUCUUAAAAUUAUGAGCAUGCAAAUCGAUUUACUUUUUGGAAAAAAAAAAUUGAGCAUGCAAAUGGAUUCUUGUUGUCUGUAGUUCCUUUCGGGAAAUUUGAUUGAAUUUAGGUUUGGCUUUAUAGUGACAUUAUGCUGGGAUUUAGGCCUCACUGCAUCUGUUCCAAAAAACGUAAUGUGAUCUUUACACUUCAUUGUUUCUUCCUGUAAGCUGAGAUUUAGGCCUCACUUCAUCUGUUCCAAAAAAGUAUAUAAUCUUUACACUUCAUUGUUUCUUCCUGUAAGCUGAGAUUUAGGCCUCACUGCAUCUGUUCCAAAAAAGUAUAUAAUCUUUACCCUUCAUUGUUUCUUUCUGUAAGUAAGUGAUAGUAUAUAAGUAAGUGAUAGUAUACAAAGCAGAUAUACACAAGUGUAAAGUAAAGAAUUAUAUCAAAAUAGCAACAAAGUUGACUGAAGAAAAAAAGGACCACAACUGUACAAAUGAAAGCAAAUCUGUAAAAGAAUCAAGGCACCCAACUCCAAAGGGUAGCCACAACUCCUCUUGUACUUCUUUGUUGGAACUUGCAUUUAUGGAUCCGUAAAUCUGGGCGCAUGUUAAGUCUUCUUCAACUCGGCAUUUCAUCACCCACGUGGUACAAGCAUCAUCAUUUGAUACAAUGUCAGCUCUCGCGGCCCCACUACGCCCCAAGAGGAAGAAGGUUUGGGUGGACUACUUUGUCCAGUUCCGAUGGAUUCUGGUUAUUUUUGUCGUCCUACCUAUCUCCUGGACUUUGUACUUCCUCACAUAUCUUGGAGACGUCAAUUCCGAAAGGAAGUCCUACAAGCGGCGUCAGAAGGAACAUGAGGAGAAUGUUAAGAAAGUAGUGGCAAGACUCAAACAAAGGAACGCAUCAAAGGAUGGGCUUGUUUGCACAGCUAGGAAACCCUGGAUUGCUGUUGGAAUGCGGAAUGUGGACUACAAGCGUGCUCGCCAUUUUGAGGUUGAUCUCUCUGCUUUCAGAAACAUCAUUGAAAUCGACAAAGAGAGAAUGAUUGCCCGAGUUGAGCCUCUUGUCAACAUGGGGCAGAUAACAAGGGUUACUGUUCCAAUGAAUCUCGCCCUAGCGGUUGUCGCUGAACUUGAUGAUUUGACUGUUGGUGGCCUCAUCAAUGGAUACGGUAUCGAAGGAAGCUCUCAUAUCUAUGGCCUCUUCUCUGAUACUGUCGUGGCCUAUGAAAUUGUUUUGGCCGAUGGGCGAGUAGUUAGAGCAACAAAGGACAAUGAAUUCUCCGACCUUUUCUAUGCUAUCCCAUGGUCUCAGGGGACCCUGGGACUUCUUGUUUCUGCUGAGAUUAAACUUAUACCAAUUAAGGAGUACAUGAAGCUGACUUACAAACCAGCUGUGGGCAACUUAAACGAUCUUGCACAGGCUUAUGUGGAUUCUUUUACUCCAAGGGACGGAGAUCAGGACAAUCCCGAAAAGGUUCCAGAUUUUGUGGAGGGGAUGGUUUACUCUGCAACAGAAGGGGUUUUCAUGACAGGUAGAUAUGCAUCGAAAGAAGAGGCUAAGAAGAAGGGGAAUGUGAUUAACAGUGUUGGUUGGUGGUUUAAGCCUUGGUUCUACCAGCAUGCACAGACGGCCCUAAAGAAAGGGGAGUUUGUAGAGUACAUCCCGACUAGAGAGUAUUACCACAGGCACACUAGAUGUUUGUAUUGGGAAGGGAAGCUGAUCCUACCUUUUGGUGAUCAAUUUUGGUUUAGGUUUUUCUUGGGCUGGCUGAUGCCUCCUAAGGUUUCUCUGCUUAAGGCUACACAAGGUGAAGCCAUCAGGAACUAUUACCAUGAAAUGCAUGUCAUUCAGGAUAUGCUUGUACCUCUUUACAAAGUUGGAGAUGCUCUAGAAUUCGUCCACAAAGAGAUGGAGGUAUAUCCCCUCUGGCUCUGCCCGCACAAACUGUUCAAGUUUCCCUAUAAGACAAUGAUAUACCCGGAGGCUGGAUUUGAGCUCCACCGCAGGCAAGGGGACACAAGCUACGCUCAGAUGUACACUGAUGUUGGAGUUUACUACGCACCGGGACCUGUCCUGCGGGGCGAGGUUUUUGAUGGGGCGGGGGCUGUUCGCACUAUGGAGAGCUGGUUGAUUGAGAACCAUGGAUACCAGCCGCAAUAUGCUGUGUCUGAGCUAGAUGAGAAGAGCUUCUGGAGGAUGUUUGAUGCUGGGCUAUAUGAGAAUUGCAGGAAGAAGUAUGGAGCUGUGGGGACCUUUAUGAGUGUUUACUAUAAGUCGAAAAAAGGGAGGAAGACUGAGAAGGAGGUGCAGGAAGCUGAACAAGCUCACCUUGAGACUCCUAUUGCGGAGGUUGAUGAUGACGAGGAUGAUCAGCCGGCAGAUUGAGUUUUAGCUUUUUGAAGUGAAUCUGGAACUUUCCUGUAGGGUUUCGAUUGUUUGUGUCCUCUUCCUCCACUUUCUUCUGGUUUGGCUGCAAUUUCUUUUGUUUUGGUUUUGGUUGUUAGUUUGUUGCGUCCCCGUAGGGACAGCUAUCUAGCUAUCCCUUUUUUGGGUGGCUAGCUUUCUGAACUGAGUCAGAUUAGAUUGUGUGACUGGUUUAUGCUCUC
Rhododendron vialii is the source of this 2754-nucleotide messenger RNA. Its product is annotated as delta(24)-sterol reductase. Gene Ontology annotation, biological process: steroid metabolic process. Gene Ontology annotation, cellular component: membrane; cytoplasm. Lineage: Eukaryota; Viridiplantae; Streptophyta; Magnoliopsida; Ericales; Ericaceae. The record is from RefSeq and is a predicted model, not a curated record. The transcript is spliced from 4 exons. Bases 815 to 2533 code for a protein of 572 amino acids. Gene Ontology annotation, molecular function: FAD binding; oxidoreductase activity, acting on the CH-CH group of donors, NAD or NADP as acceptor.